Molecule: messenger RNA, 897 nt
Organism: Maylandia zebra (zebra mbuna)
Lineage: Eukaryota; Metazoa; Chordata; Actinopteri; Cichliformes; Cichlidae
Product: hepatic sodium/bile acid cotransporter-like
Biological process (GO): bile acid and bile salt transport
Cellular component (GO): membrane
Molecular function (GO): bile acid:sodium symporter activity
Source: RefSeq, a predicted model, not a curated record
AUGUAGUAGAACCGAACAGGACAAGCGCUGAAGAGUCACACGGCAGGAGAUUAAUCUGAUAGAACUGAGAACAGUAAGGCAAUGUUAAACCUGGGACAGACGAGCAUGAACUUGAUCACAAGGAGUCAGAGUUACCACAACAGUAGCUGGACAAACUGGUGGAGAGUGGUAGGCAGUGCUGGUUUAAGAACCCUACUGCUGAUUGCUGUUGAAACGAGGAGCAGGUGAGGUGCUGGAAACUCCACCCCAGAGGACGGAAAUCUGGAACUCCUCUAACAAAGAGGAACACCUCCCAGACACUCCCAAGGCACAUGACAAAAGUUGCCCAGUAUAAUUGAAUUUGUGUUGAUGUACCAGUAUAUAAUUGACACCAGACAUUGUAUUUUAGACUAUUAGACAUUGUUACUGUUAUUUACAGCAUCCUGCAAGAGGUUAUUGGAAUUUUGUGUUACAGGGGUUCCAGUUGAGUGAUAUAACAGGUGUGGUUGUUCUGGUAUGUGGCUGCUGUCCUGGAGGAAUUUUCUCCAACUCCAUGGCUCUGGCUAUACAGGGGGACAUGAACCUCAGCAUCAUGAUGACUUCCUGCUCUACAAUGUUGGCUCUGGGUAUGAUGCCUCUCCUGCUCUACAUCUACUGCCAGGGUUUCCCCAGCGUGCAGAACGCUGCCCCUCAUGGUGAAAUUAUGUUAUCGUUGGUCUUGAUCCUUGUCCCGUGUAGCAUCGGCAUCAUCAUCAAGAUCUACAGGCCACAGUACUCGAAGAAGUUCACGAAGGUUUGUGUAUACUGACAGGAGAAUGAAGGUCAGACAGAUCACUAAAACUGAUUAACAGUGUUGAUUAUUCAGUUGGUACAGGAAUGGCAAAUAAAGACUUCAAUGACUCAUAUUUUAAAUAUUUG